This is a messenger RNA of [Candida] anglica, 795 nucleotides long. The record is from the annotation of a GenBank genome assembly. Lineage: Eukaryota; Fungi; Ascomycota; Pichiomycetes; Serinales; Debaryomycetaceae.
AUGAAUCAAAUUGAUACAGAAUUGGAUAGACUUGUUGAAAGAUACCACCAGGAUCUCCUUAAGUUAGAUAUCCCAUCUUUCUAUGAUCCUUCUUCAAGUGCCACCCACUACAAUUCUGACACCCCAGUAUCUCCAUUAAUCACUAAACUCAAAUUAUCCAAGAUUGACGAGGACCUCACCAACAUUAGAGCAGCAUAUCUGGAUAAUGAUUACGCAAGUAAGGUCGUAGCUCCUGUAAGAAGUCUUUUGGAUGAGAAGAUUUACAUCAACCAUGAAAUCAUUCUACAAUGGCAACAUACACAAGACACCAACAAGGACGCUCAGGGUAUAACUCACGCAGACGGCCAAUCACAAGACCCAUAUGCUUCUACAUCUACACAAUUUUCCUCCAUUCCCAAUACUACUUCACCAUUGGCUGAUGAUAACCUUUCAUCUCUUCGUAAAAGGCUUCUUUCAACAUCAAAUAAUCAUCUCCUCGACAAGUCAAAUGAUUACCAUGACUCAAUACAAGAAGACAUACUUACGGAACUCACAGGAUUUGCACAAACUUUGAAAGACUCUGCUCUUCGUCUCUCGUCUAAGAUCGUUGAUGAUGCCACUGUGUUGGAAAAGACCAACGAGAAUUUGUUAAAGAACUCCGACUUGAUGGGAAUAAUCGACAAAAAUCUCAACAAUUAUGUUCUUAAUAAGACUGGUGGUAAAAUAAGCUUCUGGUUUCUUAUCAAGGUGCUCCUUGCCGUGUUUGCGCUUUUCUUUGUUAUGGUGCUUGUUAUUAAGAUUUUCCCCAAAUUUUGA